AUGGCGACAACGCGGUACCAGAACAGCGACGUCCGUCGUCAGGUCGGUUCUCCAAGGCCUAAGGGGCGAGCAGCUGCGCAGACAGACUCAUCCGAUGCAUCAGUGCCGUCGUUCAACCCUGCAGCCAUCCGCGAGUUUACCCCAAGCUUCGACGUGGCCAGCACCGCGACCCCCUCGAACGGCACGACGGCGCAUGAAGCAGCCGUGGCCUACGAUCCUUUCAGCAUGCAGACUGUCGGACAGAGCCUGCCUACGACGCCCUUUAACCCCUACGCAGAUGACCAGGCCGCCCUCGGGGCCGGCGCUGGCUUCUUUCCGAGCCAGAACGCUUAUCAGACCCCGCUGCAGCCACUGCAGCACCACCUAUACUCGACCUGGGGGCCCAAGCCCACGAACCUGAAGCCCUACGAACGAACAACCUCGGAUUUCUUCAUACCCGAGGACGUGCGGAUCGACUUGACCAAAAAGAAUGAGGCCGCGAACCAGGUCAUGCCCAACUCACAGCUGCCACAGCUGGACAAUUACCAUUCGCUCGUUCCCCUUGACACAACCCACAGGAAAAACGCAAGUAUCUUUGGAUACAACAGCUGGGUCUACAAGGCUAAGGCGACACGGACCGGAACCGUCGUCUGCCUGAGGCGCUUGCAGGACUUCAGACUGAGCAACGAGCACGCUAUUCGGUCUGUCAAGGAGUGGAGGCGCAUCGUCAGCGCCAACGUGGUCCAAACCCACGAUGCCUUUACGACCCGGAUGUUUGGAGACAGUUCUUUGGUCUUCGUGCAGGACUUCCACCCGCUCUCGCAGACAUUGGCCGAGGCACACCUGGCAACCUCCUCCCACGGAGGGCGCUUUGCGCAGAAGAAUCCUAUCCAAGAGUCCGUGCUGUGGUCCUAUAUCACGCAGAUUGCGGCGGCAUUGAAAGUCAUUCACGGAAAGGAUCUGGCCGCGCGCUGCAUUGAUGUGACCAAGAUCAUCUUGACAGAUGCACGAGCCAAUCGCAUACGCCUCGGGGCAUGCUCUAUCCUGGACGUCGUACAUUAUGAGGCCCGACGUCCCGUAGCAGAGCUCCAGCAAGAGGACUUUAUUAAUUUUGGUCGGGUCAUCCUGUCACUGGCGACCAACACGCAUCCGUCCAACCUGAACAAUAUCAAUGGAUCGAUUGAGCAGCUGAGCAGGGUGUACUCGGUGGAGCUCAGGGACACUGUGCUCUGGCUCUUGUCGCCGCAGCAGCCACCGGCGCAAAAGGGGAUCGAGGAGUUUAUGCGUGGCAUCGCACUGCAUGCCUUCGCGCAGCUCGACGUGGAGGAACAGAGUAGAGACGCAGACAAGUCUCAUCUGAGCACGGCGCUAGAGAACGGCAGGCAGUUCCGGCUGAUGCUCAAGCUCGCUGCCAUCAACGAGCGGCAUGAGCUGAGUGGGGAUCCGAAUUGGUCCGAGAACGGUGAGCGCUACUUGCUCAAGCUCUUCCGCGACUACUGCUUCCACCAGGUAGACGCGGAUGGGAAUCCGGUGCUUGAUGUGUACCACAUGAUCACCUGUCUUGGCAAGCUCGAAGCCGGCUCGGAAGAGAAAGUUUGUUUGACCAGCCGCGACGAGCAGACGAGUUUUGUGGUCAGCUACAAAGAAUUGAAGAAACAACUAGGCUCGGCAUUCGGAGACCUCCAGAAAGCUAGCAAACAGGCUAAGGGCCUGUAG
This is a messenger RNA of Emericellopsis cladophorae, 1695 nucleotides long. Its product is annotated as PAB-dependent poly(A)-specific ribonuclease subunit PAN3. Gene Ontology annotation, cellular component: PAN complex; P-body. Gene Ontology annotation, molecular function: poly(A) binding. The record is from RefSeq and is a predicted model, not a curated record. Bases 1 to 1695 code for a protein of 564 amino acids. Gene Ontology annotation, biological process: nuclear-transcribed mRNA poly(A) tail shortening; mRNA processing. Lineage: Eukaryota; Fungi; Ascomycota; Sordariomycetes; Hypocreales; Bionectriaceae. The transcript has 2 exons.